This is a messenger RNA of Suillus fuscotomentosus, 399 nucleotides long. RefSeq lists its product as uncharacterized. Bases 1 to 399 code for a protein of 132 amino acids. The transcript has 4 exons. Lineage: Eukaryota; Fungi; Basidiomycota; Agaricomycetes; Boletales; Suillaceae. The record is from RefSeq and is a predicted model, not a curated record.
AUGCCCGAGUCGCACUCUCGAAAGCAUUUUCGACCAAGUGUCCGCGUUGGAAACAAUGUCACAAUAAAGUUCCAACUAUCCUCUCAUGUAGAGGAGCUACGCAGUGAUGAUUGCAAGCAGAUCAAGCUAUUGGUCCAUUCGGGAACGCAGACAAUAUACGCUGACGAGGAGUCCAAAAGCGAGUUAGAAGAUGAGCUGCGUCGCGUCAAGGAACAGCUGAGGAGCGCAGAAGAUAAUAUUGCCUACCUUUCAGAACGGAUGAAGACGUACAGGUACAGGUGGAUCGAAGAUUACCACCGCGCCGAGAACCUCGAACUUCACAUGCCAUAUGGAACUUAUGUACCCGACCUUGAUCAGAUUCCAGAGGGUGCCGCUUCGCCCAAAUUGUUUCUGGAGUGA